Molecule: messenger RNA, 528 nt
Organism: Brassica napus (rape)
Lineage: Eukaryota; Viridiplantae; Streptophyta; Magnoliopsida; Brassicales; Brassicaceae
Exons: 1
Coding region: 1-528 (175 amino acids)
Source: RefSeq, a predicted model, not a curated record
AUGGCUGAACAAUUCCUAAGAUGUGAAAUAGGAGAUGGUGCGUUGGCGUUCUUUUGGUUUGACUAUUGGCUACCUUUAGGACCACUGAUUGAUUUCUUUGGAAGUGAUGGACCUGCCCACAUAGGCGUCCCUCUCUCUGCCAGAGUAAAGGAGUGUUGCACAUCUACUGGCUGGUCCCUAAGACCUGCAAGAUCUCCUAAAGCAGAGCAACUGCAAACCCUACUCUGUUCUAUCACUCUGCCAUCGUCAACAGACCGUCAUGACGUCUUCAAAUGGUAUGUGAAUGACAAAUACCUUGAUUCCUUCUCCACGAGUAAAACUUGGGAAGUAGUUAGACCUCGUGGAACUAGAGUGGAUUGGGAGUCUGUUGUCUGGUUCAGUGGGCAUAUACCAAAGCAUGCUUUCAACAUGUGGGUUGCUAACCAUGAUCGACUACCAACCGUUGUCGCCUGGCUGCUUGGGAUACAAGCAUUGUCAAAACGUGCCUGCUAUGCGGACACUAUGACGAAAGCAGAGACCAUUUCCUAA